AAGACCCCGGUGCGGGGCGAGGAGCCAGUCUUCAUGGUGACGGGGCGGCGGGAGGAUGUGGCCAUGGCCCGGCGGGAGAUCAUCUCUGCGGCCGAGCACUUCUCCAUGAUCAGGGCCUCCCGCAACAAGGCAGGCACCACCUUCGGCAGUGCGCCCACCCUGCCGGGGCAGGUCACCAUCCGGGUGCGUGUGCCCUACCGCGUGGUGGGGCUGGUGGUGGGCCCCAAGGGAGCCACCAUCAAGCGGAUCCAGCAGCAGACCAACACCUACAUCAUCACGCCCAGCCGGGACCGGGAUCCCGUUUUCGAGAUCACUGGUGCGCCAGGCAACGUGGAGCGCGCCCGGGAGGAGAUCGAGACCCACAUUGCGGUGAGGACGGGCAAGAUCCUGGAGUACAACAACGAGAACGACUUCCUCUCUAGCAGCCCUGACUCUGGCAUGGAGAACCGCUACUCGGAGGCCUGGCGGGUCCACACGCCAGCGCCGGGCUGCAAGCCCCUCUCCACCUUCCGGCAGAACAGCCUGGGCUGCAUCGGCGACUGCUCCGUUGACCCUGUCUACGAGACCCCCCGGCUGAAUGACCAAAAUGACUUCAAUUACGGUUACCUCUUCCCCAACUACGGCGUGAACAAGCAGGAUCUGUACUACGGGGUGCCGGAGUCGGGGGCCCCGAUGUGGGCUGGCCAGGAGAACACCAACCCUGUCUCGGUGCUCUUCUCGAAGCAGCAGCGCUCCAGCAGCACUGGCACCAUCCACCCCAACUCCCACCGCUCCCCGUCCUCCUCCAUCCCAGAGCCCAGCCUCUCUGGGCUGCCCAGGAGGUCGCAGGGGGAGCCGCUCCAGGGGUUUUCCAAGCUGGGAACGCCGGCCGCUGCCCGGACAUCCGUUGCCAGCAGCCGCGAGUGCAUGGUGUGCUUCGAAAGCGAGGUCACAGCUGCGCUGGUGCCGUGCGGCCACAACCUCUUCUGCAUGAGUGUGCCGUGAGGAUCUGCGAGAGGACUGAUCCGGAGUGCCCGGUUUGCCACGCAGCAGCCACUCAGGCAUUAGAAUAUUUUCCUAAAGAAGACAGAGCAGGGCACUGGGGGGUGGGGGGUAGGAAGGAGCGUGGGGGGGGUCCACGAAAAAUGCUGAUGAUAAUAAUAAUAAUAAUAAUGAUAAUAA
Molecule: messenger RNA, 1161 nt
Organism: Manacus vitellinus (golden-collared manakin)
Lineage: Eukaryota; Metazoa; Chordata; Aves; Passeriformes; Pipridae
Gene: MEX3A
Product: mex-3 RNA binding family member A
Exons: 1
Coding region: 34-984 (316 amino acids)
Molecular function (GO): RNA binding
Source: RefSeq, a predicted model, not a curated record